This is a messenger RNA of Penicillium arizonense, 1419 nucleotides long. RefSeq lists its product as uncharacterized. NCBI's taxonomy places the organism in Eukaryota, Fungi, Ascomycota, Eurotiomycetes, Eurotiales, Aspergillaceae. The transcript is spliced from 2 exons. The record is from RefSeq and is a predicted model, not a curated record. The coding region runs from base 1 to 1419 and encodes 472 amino acids.
AUGGCUCACAAAUACACCAGAAGACAUAAUGAUAUCCUAUCUAGUCUUCCUUCAGUACCAUCUUCGAAUGCCCCCAAUUCCGUUCCUCUCCUCCUGGUCACCCCGAGCUUUGCCCACUGGCUCGACCCUAGCAGUCCUUUCCUGUCACAAUGUCUAGGCCAACUAUAUGGGACUUCUGCGGAGGCAACUUCUGCCUACGCUGUCGCCGCUGUGGUCGACGCACUUCCAGAUACCCGUACGAUAUCCACAGCACCUGCGUCUCAGAAUUCCCCUGCGGCGUCAACAGAAUCAGAAGGUCUGUCGCUUUUGGUGACUGAAGAAUCAAAUUUCCACGGAAAGGCUGCACCGCCUCGUCUCAUUAGAAGCUCUGCCAGCGAGGAGACCAACCUCUUGGUUUCCAUUCAAACUGGGAGUCCUGGCCAAACCAACAACAGACCUGCCCACGAAAUUGGACUACGUCUUGCCAACACCGUUUUUGUCAACGGGAAGGAAACGACGAUAUCAGGCACGCAAUGGCUUCGGGAUAGCGGCUCAAACGAGUACGUUUUGGAACAAUCAGUCGAUCUUACAAGCUGCAUGGUUACGGCUACUGCGCAAGCUGUGAACACUACACUGGAUCUUCCAUUGCACCAAGUGACCGAACGGCGAAAGGUCAUCUCUAGCAUGGGAAACAUUCUACGACAACUGGGCAAAUCGACUGAUCCCGCGUCCAAUGAGCCAAUGCCUGCUUCUUCGGAGCUUGAGAAAGAGCUUCCGCGUUAUAUUGCAGAGCAUAAUAUUGUUGACCAACGGGUGUCCGUAUGGGCGCUGGUGGAGAAGCCUGAGAUAGUUGUAGCCGAUGCAGCUGCAUCGACCCAUGAUCGCUUGAUCCAGUCUCUGCACCAGGGUGGCAAGUUGCACCGUGUCAUGAGUGGUGGAGGGGGAUGGGGCAAAAAGCAAGGCCUCCUUUCACUGGACCCCGAAGUCAGCUUCUCGGGGACAGCUAAUCGCGACGAGCUAGUUGCCUUGAGUCAAAUCUUCGAUCCUGAAAAUUUGCCCACCGACACAUUGCCUUCUCUUGACAAGGGCAUAACCGUGGAUGAUUUGUCUCUUCUUUCACAGGUCGCUACUGCAGGUGAUUUCAUUCAGUUCUUUGUGGCAGUAGAGCCGACUUAUUCACAAAGUAAAGUCUCGGAUGAAGCUGGCCCGCCAGAAGUUGCUGUCAGCUAUCACUUUGGUAUGGUAUCUGACUCUAUGGAACUGGAUACGCAUGAGGGCAGCUCAAGCGUGAAAGAUCUCGUUGCUAUGCCUUAUCAAUUCGGCGCCCUGUCUGAGAAGGCAAUUGCGUACUCCCAGCCGAUGAAAGGAGCUGGGUCAGAGUCCACCAAGUUGGACAUUCCAGGAUCUCGAGUGCUCCUUGAGGCUAUAUGGAUAGACUAG